UGUCAUUUUCUGUCUUGAUGUGCAGCGACACCAUCUUUACCAUCUUUACCAUCUUUACCAUCUUUCUGCACCAUGAGGACUACUUUGUGUGUCUGCUUCCUCGUGCUGCCUCUUCUCAUGGCGGAGGAACACCUCAACGAGUUCUAUUCUCUCCUGGAAAAGAGUCAGGGCACUUUAGUGGAGCCACCCCAGACCAACCAGAGCAGGCUGAUGGUGAAAGAACCUUCACUGGCCAUCAAUGAGCUUCUGGAGAAGAGCAGCAGGACGUCCGAGUCCAAGUUCCAUCCUCUCCCGUCUUCCGUGUGGCCAAAGCACAGCCACCUGUCCCCCGUCCUGCGCCACCACAACAAGAGUAAGAAAGGUGGCAAGAUGUUGGAAGUGAGCACUGACAAAAGCCGAGGAGAAGCGAGCGGUCUGCUUCCCAAACCGGCAAACCGCACGGUCCAGAUGGGCCUCAGCCCGCCUCAGCCCACCCAGCCAGAGGACCAUCCCAACUCCAGAGCCAGAAGCGCUCCGGCUCCUGGCAGAGACCCCCCCGGCCGACGCAUGGACCCUGAGGAGAACCGGCCAGGGAAGGCCGGCCUCUUCCAGGCGGGCAUAGCUGUGACGCCACCCCGAAACAACAGCCGGCCGGCGGUCAGCUACAACCGCCGCUCUUCAAGCCUGCUGCAGCACUUUGACGUCCUCAGACCAGAGUCGGAGGCGACGCACGACUCUUUCUGCAUGAGCGAGUGCAGGAAGGAGAAGGAGGAGAAGGAGCACCUGUGCUACAGCCAGUUUGCCGUCAAUGGUGUGGUUCACCAGCUGGAGGUGGUGCGUAGAGGAGUACGCCUAGUCACCCUGAUGGUGAGCAGUGAUGGCUUCUACAAGAGCAGUCGUCUGUACGCCGCUCCUGACUCCUUCUUCUUCAAAGUGCACCUCCUGGUCCUGGACACCUUCCACUGCAGCAAGCCAUGUCCUGACAUCACACUCGGCAGCAGAUACAUUGCAAUGGGACAAAUCUACCACCGGAGGCGCCAUCUUCCUGCCGACCUCCUGACCCUGCUGGGCGGCAGGCUGAAGGCGGGCGACGGCAUCCUGAGGAGCAACAACUACGUCAGGAGGUUCAACAAACGCAAGCACCAGAAGGUGGUGGAGGCCACGCGCACCCGCUGUCGGUGAAGUCACCGUGUCAGCGCCCCCUGCUGGUGUGGCCACAAAGAACUGAACCAUGGAUGGACUUCUCUCUUUGAUUCAUGGCCACAAAGAACUGAACCAUGGAUGGACUUCCCUCCUUGCUUCAUGGCCACAAAGAACUGAACCAUGGAUGGACUUCUCUUCUUGCUUCAUGGCCACAAAGAACUGAACCAUGGAUGGACUUCUCUUCUUGAUUCACGGCCACAAAGAACUGAACCAUGGAUGGACUUCUCUUCUUGAUUCAUGGCCACAAAGAACUGAACCAUGGAUGGACUUCCCUCCUUGCUUCAAGGCCACAAAGAACUGAACCAUGGA
Messenger RNA from Entelurus aequoreus (snake pipefish), 1491 nucleotides. Its product is annotated as UPF0450 protein C17orf58-like. The coding region runs from base 73 to 1161 and encodes 362 amino acids. Gene Ontology annotation, molecular function: protein binding. The transcript is spliced from 5 exons. The record is from RefSeq and is a predicted model, not a curated record. NCBI's taxonomy places the organism in Eukaryota, Metazoa, Chordata, Actinopteri, Syngnathiformes, Syngnathidae.